This is a messenger RNA of Pyrenophora tritici-repentis Pt-1C-BFP, 2347 nucleotides long. The record is from RefSeq and is a predicted model, not a curated record. NCBI's taxonomy places the organism in Eukaryota, Fungi, Ascomycota, Dothideomycetes, Pleosporales, Pleosporaceae.
AUGGCGCGUCGCUCUGCUCGCCUGCUCAAGCGCGAGACCACGCCCGAUGCCUCUGCCGACGAUAGCUGGCACACGGCCUCUUCGCCUGGCCUGAAGCUUCCCGACCUCCCAGAACUGCCAGAACUGCCAGAGCCCGGUAUGGCCAAGACACCAUCAAAGGCCUCCGAGGGCCUGCAGCCGCCGUCCAGGUUGCCGCAAGCAAAGACAACUGCGACGCCGACUGCGACUCCUCACAAGAAUAAGGCGCUCCUCGCAGCCGCGAGCCAAACGCCCAAGGACCGUACGCCGAUCAAGCCUGCCGGACAGGAGAUGCAUCCGGCGCAUCAUCGCGCCAGCACAGCCAAGGUCCUGGACGAAGCGCGCUGGCUCGGGUUCCAGUCGCUCGGCGCCCACACCGCACCACCAAAAGCAAUGGGCCUGGCCGGUCAGGGAACGCCGUCCAAAACCCCGGUGCCUAGUGCUGCUACUACCAAGCAAGAUGUUGGGUCGUCGCCCGAGUUCCGCUUUCGCUUCAAGUCGCCACUUCCUGCGUUGAACAAGUCGGCCCAGGAUGAAGCUACUUUGAGCCCCACGUCACGCAACAUUUUGAGAGAAGCUGGCAUUGCGGGUACACCAGGUGGAGGGACUCGCGCCUUGUUUGGCACCAGCGAAUGGUCUUCCAAGGACGAUGUGUCUCCCCAGCGCAAGAAGGCCGAAGCCAAGGGCAAGAUGGCGCGCUUCAGCGAUGUACACAUGAAGCAGUUCAAGAACAUGGAUUCCAUCGCGAACCACGCUUCAGCCUUCCGUGCCGAUCCGAGUCGGUUCAAGCCUGUCGUAGGCCCAUCCCUGAAGAAGUCCAACUCGAGGUCGGACCUUGCGAAGCCCGAGACGAACAAGCUCAAGCGCACACAGUCAAAGGCGGAUCUUGCCGAGUCAAGCACAAAGAGCGACAUUGGCUUGAAGCGCACACAGUCCAAAAUGGACCUUGCCGGUCCCAGCGCCCCUCGAUCUGAGUCGACCACCCGCAUGCCUCCACCUGCCCGCAGUGUGCGACCGGCCUCAAGCGAUGGCGACAGCAACCCGGGAUCGAAGCGCGUCAAGCGCACAGAAUCCGAUGAUGCUGCUACAACUCGUCCUGCGUCUCACGAGAGCAAGGGCAAAGCUCCUGUUGUUGCUGCUACCCCACGCAAGAUCACGUCUCAAACUGCGCUCCCUCGUGUAGCCGCUCGGCUGAUGACGCCCACAAAGUCGUCCAUUGCUCGUUCACAGAGCGUCCAGACUAUGAAGACGACCUCGAUGAUCCCAACCUUUGCAAGAGGGCCUUCUACCAACGCUCUUGCCAAGUCACCGUCCGCAAGUCGUCUGCUCUCUUCGCCGAGUAAUGUUAGUCACUUGCAGGCCAUGAGAGAUGGAGCGAGAGAGAGCCUUCGCAAGGAGGUCGAUACUUUGACGGCGUCGCCUUCACGGCGUCUCACCUUUGGCGGCGCGGCUCCUAACCACCCGCGCCCUAUUUCAACUGGUACCAUCCGCAUGGUUCGCCAGAGUGAUGCUCCAUCUGGCAUUGAAGUCAAGAAGCGCAAGCUAGACACUGUUCAAGAGACGUCUGACAAGGAGAACGAUGGACCCACCGAGGAAGAUACGCGUUCCGCUAAGAAGAUGAAGCAUGCGCCCGUCCCAACUCCGAAGAAGCCAGCCAGUGCAAGCAAACUAUCUGGUCACACCCCAGGACGUCGUACGAACGGCAUGAGCAAGUCGAGACUCGCUUUCCUUGCUACGCCUAAGCGGAGCAAGGCCUAGGAUGUACCACAGAAGUUGCGAUUCUGUUUGGAUGCGGACGUCUCCUAUUGCACGUAGCGAGUUUCCCGUAAUCCUAGGGCGUUGUUCUUGGGGAUAUGUUCUCACUCCAUUUUCUUUUCACUUCCUGGCGCCCCGGUUAUAAUGAUUGCGGUUUCAUCACACGAAUUACGGCAUUUCCGUUCAGUCACAUUUCCUGUCUUGUCUUUCUUCUCAAGUCACUGCAUCUGGGGGUAAUAUCUGGUAGUCUUGCACGGACAUGAGCCUUCGGAGUCGCAUGUAUCCAAUGGGUACUAUAUCUGGUAUCACAAAAAGUGUCCUAACAGCCAGGCUUUGUUUGUUUCGUGUCCAAUGAAAAAUCCAAUGUAUGCGUUUUAUCCAUAACUGAUGCAUAAACCCCAAGUGUCAGUGAUGUGGCUUGCAGACGUAGUUUCUGCUAAAUGAUGCAAGUAGAAUUUCGUUAUCUGUAUGAGCUUUUGAAAGCGUUGUGCCGCUAAUAUAAAUCACUUGACACCGUAGUAUAAAAAAUCGUUGUAGGCAUCAGAUACACUUAUUUGGAAUAGAAUAUAUACCC